AUGCGCUUCAACAACGUAGCUGGACUUGCCAUGGGCCUCGCCAUUCCCACUGGCGCUCUAUCCGUCCCUCGGAAUCCAGCUCCUGAGCCUGCUGGCAAGAUCGUGGCGCAGUUGUUCUGCGACAUUGUUGGUGGUCUGGUCACUGUUGCAAAGCAACAGCCCCAAGCCACGAGCUUCUGUUCUUCUUACCUCAAGAUCCCUGUAGUCACAAAGACUUCUACGGUGACUUCCUUCACUGCGACCAUUACGGCAACUGCAACCAUCACUUCGGGAUCGAUCACGACCACCGAUGCAACCAACACAAUUACGGCGACUGACACAGCCACCACAACGGCUUCCGCCACCAUCACCGAAACAACGACGACAACCGAAACCAUCAAUACUGUCGCAUACUCUUCAAUCACUGCAUGCGCAUCCCCAGGAGCUGUACAAAAGCGCGGCGCUUAUGUACCCCCGAAGAAGCCUUCGUGCUUCAAUAACUACAUCGAAGGCCAAGCUCUCUCUUCAGCAUGCAAAUGUCUUGCGGUGCCCACCUCUAGCACGACUACCACGACGACUUUGAGCCUUCCCACCACCAUCACAACUUCAGUCACAGUACCCCUGACCAUCUUCGCAACCGCAACCAACACCGACACCGCGACCGUCACAAACACCAUCACAAAUACCGCGACUGAGACCUCCACAGUAACCGAGCGCACAACCAUCAUCACAGGCACCCAACAAGUCAUCGCGAUCCCCACCUUCACCGUCUACGCCAUCGGCGGCGACAACAGCGGAAACCCCAUCGGUUAUGCCGGCGGCAACACCGUAGGCAAUGCGCAGGGCCUCAGCCCCGUCCUCCAAUUCACCACAGUUGACAACAACAAACUGCAAGUGCUCAACGGGCCGGAUGCCGGCUCCAUCGGCAAAACAGAUCCCAAUGCCGCGGCUGUGAACGCUUAUGUUUUCUUCGGUUACUUACAAUGCGGCUGA
Molecule: messenger RNA, 972 nt
Organism: Alternaria viburni
Lineage: Eukaryota; Fungi; Ascomycota; Dothideomycetes; Pleosporales; Pleosporaceae
Exons: 4
Coding region: 1-972 (323 amino acids)
Source: RefSeq, a predicted model, not a curated record